Molecule: messenger RNA, 1056 nt
Organism: Mesitornis unicolor (brown roatelo)
Lineage: Eukaryota; Metazoa; Chordata; Aves; Mesitornithiformes; Mesitornithidae
Gene: PIK3AP1
Product: phosphoinositide-3-kinase adaptor protein 1
Exons: 7
Cellular component (GO): cytosol
Molecular function (GO): phosphatidylinositol 3-kinase regulatory subunit binding; signaling receptor binding
Source: RefSeq, a predicted model, not a curated record
GCCUUUAAAAUUGUGCCAUACAGCAUAGAAGCACUGGACAAACUGUUGACUGAGUCACUGAAGAAGAACAUCCCUGCUAGUGGCUUGCACCUGUUUGGAAUCAACCAGCUGGAAGAAGAAGAUAUGACAACAAAUCAGAGGGAUGAGGAAUUGCCAACACUGCUUCACUUUUCUGCAAGAUAUGGGCUGAAGAACCUCACCGCCUUGCUGCUUACAUGCCCUGGAGCACUGCAGGCCUACAGUGUAGCCAACAAAUACGGCCACUAUCCAAACACCAUAGCAGAAAAGCAUGGCUUUAAGGACCUCCGCCAAUUCAUUGAUGAAUAUGUGGAAACUGCAGAUAUGCUCAAGAGUCACAUUAAGGAAGAGCUGAUGCAAGGCGAGGAAGAUGAGUCUGUUUAUGAGUCCAUGGCUCAUCUGUCAACUGAUUUGUUGAUGAAAUGUUCCUUGAAUCCUGGCUCCGAUGAAGAGCUUUAUGAAUCCAUGGCUGGAUUUGUCCCUGGUGCCCCAGAAGACCUUUAUGUGGAGAUGCUUCAGUCCAAACCAGACACUCCAGUUGCUGGAAAUGAAGUUUCUCUAACUACAAAAGACUCAAUGCUCCGCAAAUUUUUAGAAGGCAGUAGCACGGAUGCACCAGAUUCAGUUUACGAACAGUAUGGUGAAGAUGUAUACUACUCAGUGGAACAAGAUACUUUUCCACAGGAGAUGGCCAGCAGACCUCCUGUUCCUGUUCCAAGACCAGAAUCCAGCUCUCCACAGCCUGACAAUGAGCUAUACAUCUCCAAAAUUUUUGCACAGAAAGCUCAAAGACCUGAGAAUCUCUAUGUCCCUAGAGGAAGGGUUAAGAAAGAGACAAUAGUCAGGCCUGUAAGGGACCUGUCUCAAUCAAGCAUAUAUGAUCCAUUUGCUGGAAUGAAAACCCCAGGUCAACGGCAGCUGAUUACGUUACAGGAGCAAGUGAAAAUGGGCAUACUCACCGUUGAUGAAGCUGUGCUUCAUUUUAAGGAGUGGCAACUGAACCAGAAAAAGAGAUCAGAAUCAUUCCGGUUCCAGCAG